AUGGGGAAGAAGCCGGGCAAUGCUGGCCCUUCCUCGGCAUCCAGGCCCAUGAACCAGGCCAUGUCGCUCCGCGAGGAGACCUCCGGGAAGGCGCAGGCCGACGUGCCCUCCCUCCUGAGGGUCCAGCACCUGCAGCGGCUGGGGGCAUGGGCGAGUGGGGAGGCGGGAGUUGGCUCGAUCGGGGCGCUGCUGGGCCACCGCCUCGCCACGAACGCCGAGGCGUCUGGGAUUCCCAUUGAAGCCUCCACCUUCCUUUGCCAGAGGUGUGAAUCAAUCUUACAGCCAGGUUUCAACUGCACAAUCCGCAUAAAGAACAACAAAAAGAAAGCAAAGCGGCGCAAGAAGUCAAAUCCUGGCCAAAACAGUGUUGUCUAUGCAUGUCAUUUCUGUGGAGAUCAAAACCUGAUACGGGGUAGUGGAAAGGGUAUCGUGAAGGGCCUGUUAGCAUCGAGAAAGCCUGUUAGCACAAUGUUGAAAGGAGAAACUAUGAACGCGCCAACAGUAACUACUAAAAAGGGGAUCGAGCAUUCUGUAACAGCAGCAUCCAGGUUGAAAAUAUCCACUCCUGAAGAUUAUAAAAUGGAGAAAGGGGCAGUUUUCUCAAUGGUGGAUCAUGGUCAGUUAGCGGCUGCACACGAAGACAUCCUGCAGAAAAUCGAAGUAGAAAGCGCACAUGAUAAAUGUGUGAAUGGAAUUGAAUCUGCGGCUUCUAAAAAUACUACAACAUGUGAACCCGAUGUCACUUCUCAAGCAGAAUUUCUAGCUGGGUCAAACUUUGUUACUCCUCUGAAGAGCAAACUGGCGGAAGUGACUGCGCCUAUAGGUUCAGCAGAACCAUUGAAGACUAGAAGUACACUGAACAAUAAAGCGAAGAAUUGUGGUUCAGUUGCUGCCAAGACCCCUGGAAGUUAUAGCAAGUCAGCAUCAAAUAAAAAGUCUGCACCAGGUGAUUCUACUCAGCCAGCUGGCAGUUCAAGGAAGCGGGCAAGAAAAGGGUGGACUACUCUGAAGCAGAUUGCUGAGAAGGACGAACUUGAGAGAAAAGAGAAGAUGGAUAACUCUGUAAUCCCGUUCUUCAUGCAGUAA
Triticum turgidum subsp. durum (durum wheat) is the source of this 1086-nucleotide messenger RNA. The record is from the annotation of a GenBank genome assembly. Lineage: Eukaryota; Viridiplantae; Streptophyta; Magnoliopsida; Poales; Poaceae.